UCAUACUCUCUGCUUCCUCCUCUAUCCUUACAUCCAACAAUUUAAAAAGAUUCUUAUUCUCUCUUCUCUCUUCUUUCUUCUCUCUUUACAUCACAACCAAAUACCAAUCCACACUCUUUCUCCACUUCCCUUCCUACCCACCAACUUCCCUUCACAAAGUUUCAAUCUUUUCCUCUCCCACUAACCAAAAACCGCGUCUUUCAUCAACAAAUCCAACUUUUCCGCAUCUGGGUAUUUUCCAUUUUUUAUUUUGUUUUCAAUUUAUUCUCUGUCACUAGUUGUCACUUGAGGCUCUGCCACGUGUUGCGGUUUUGAGGGAAAUGUGGGAUGUUUUCGUGGCUGGCAAGGAUAGUGUCGGCGUGCUUGAGACCGGUGAGGCGCUAUGCACGUAUGAACAAGGAUGAUUUCGAUGAUGCAUCCACAAUUGGAGAUGCUCUCAUAUGGUGUAAGGACCUUGAGAAGCACUCGUGUGGGGAAUUUUCCUUCGCCGUGGUUCAGGCCAAUGAAGUUAUUGAGGAUCAUAGCCAGGUUGAGACCGGUUCUGAUGCUGUAUUCGUUGGUGUUUAUGAUGGACAUGGUGGUCCUGAAGCUUCUCGCUUCAUCAAUGAUAACCUCUUCCAUAAUCUCAUGAGGGUUGCUCAAGAAAAUGGUUCUAUCUCUGAAGAUAUUAUCAGAAAUGCUGUUUCUGCUACUGAAGAUGGGUUUCUGACUCUUGUUCGAAGAAGUUAUGGAAUAAAGCCAUUGAUAGCAGCAAUGGGUUCUUGUUGUCUGGUUGGUGUUGUUUGGAGAGGGACAUUGUAUAUUGCGAAUCUUGGAGACUCUCGUGCUGUAAUUGGUUCUAUAGGUAGAUCUAACAAGAUCGUUGCGGAACAGUUGACUAAAGAGCACAACGCUAGCAAAGAGGAGGUUAGACGAGAACUCAGAUCUUUGCAUCCAGAAGAUUCGCAAAUUGUAGUUAUGAAACAAGGAACGUGGCGCAUUAAAGGAAUCAUCCAGGUAUCCAGAUCUAUAGGAGAUGCAUAUUUGAAGCGGCCAGAGUUUUCUUUUGAUCCUUCAUUCCCACGGUUCCACCUUCCUGAACCUAUCCGCCGGCCCGUGCUGACAGCCGAACCAUCUGUAUGUUCAAGAGUUUUACAACCUAAUGAUAAGUUCAUUAUCUUUGCAUCUGAUGGGCUUUGGGAACACAUGACAAAUCAGGAAGCUGCUGAGAUUGUUUAUAACAAUCCACGAUCGGGUAUUGCAAGACGGCUUCUUAAGGCAGCUUUAAGCGAGGCAGCAAGGAAAAGGGAAAUGAGAUAUAAAGACCUUCAGAAGAUUGGAAAGGGGAUCAGGCGUUUUUUCCAUGAUGAUAUCACUGUGAUUGUUGUCUUCAUUGACCAUGAGCUGCACAGUAAGAAGGUUACGGUUCCUGAAUUGUCCAUCAAAGGGUUUAUUGACACAGUUGGAUCAUCAAAUUUUAGAAAUUUCCGCGCAUUGGAUUGAGUACAAGGUUCUUUUCUAGAACUAUAGCCAACAAACUUGACUGGCUUAUGCUUCAUUGUCCAAAAGGAAGCUAAGAAAAUUCAAUACUUCAUUAGACAUUUUUGCAGCAUCUAAUUGUUGUUUACUUUGAACAUUUCUUCUCACUUUUAAAGGUUCUUCCUUGCUUAACUCU
Abrus precatorius (Indian licorice) is the source of this 1654-nucleotide messenger RNA. RefSeq names its product probable protein phosphatase 2C 68. Gene Ontology annotation, biological process: protein dephosphorylation. Lineage: Eukaryota; Viridiplantae; Streptophyta; Magnoliopsida; Fabales; Fabaceae. The record is from RefSeq and is a predicted model, not a curated record. Bases 328 to 1482 code for a protein of 384 amino acids. Gene Ontology annotation, molecular function: cation binding; protein serine/threonine phosphatase activity. The transcript has 4 exons.